AUGUCGUUGACUUCUGACGUGCGCAAAAAAUAUAUCGACAUUAUUGACGACAUUCUGGCCAAAAGCGACCUCACUACCAUCUCCGAGAAGCGAAUUCGCAAGGGUCUCCAGGAUGCUGUAGGCUAUGAUCUCACCCCGAUGAAGUCUACCAUCAAGCAGCUGAUUAUGGAGCGGUUUGAUCGCUACGCCGAACAAAACGGCGUGGGCGGAUCGCCCGAUGAAACUGCCCCAAGCAAUGAUCAGCGCGAUGGUGAUUCAGCAUCAGCUGUGCCCUCCCCGCCCCCCUCCACAUCUCCAGUGAAGCGCCAGGCCUCCAGCGAUGCCACUUCCGAGCCUGCGAGCGCAUCGCCUCCCGCCAAAAAACACAAGCCCGAUACUGAUACCGACGCGGAUGCGGCGUUCGCGGCCAAGCUGCAAGCUGAAGAGAAUUCGCGCGCGCGACCUACCCGUGGGGGCAACACCCGGCGUGCAGCUCCCGUGAAGAAGAAGAGCAAAGCCAAGACCUCGAAGAGGGUCAAGGCAGAAGAUGAUUCAGAUGUUGACUCAGGCGAAGAGCCCAAGAAGGAGGUCAACCGAAAUACAGGUUUCCACAAACCUAUGAACCUUUCUGAACCUCUGUCUGCACUUCUGGGAGAACACACCCUUUCACGACCCCAAACUGUCAAAAAGGUUUGGCAAUACAUUCGCGAGAACGAACUUCAGGACCCCAGUGAUCGCCGCCAAAUCCUGUGCGACGAUGCUAUGCGGGCUGUCUUCAAGCAAGAUCGAGUUCACAUGUUCACCAUGACUAAAAUUCUCAAUCAGAAUUUGUAUAGUCCCGAUGAAUAG
Messenger RNA from Penicillium mononematosum, 828 nucleotides. Its product is annotated as SWIB/MDM2 domain protein. Gene Ontology annotation, cellular component: RNA polymerase I upstream activating factor complex; nucleus. Lineage: Eukaryota; Fungi; Ascomycota; Eurotiomycetes; Eurotiales; Aspergillaceae. Gene Ontology annotation, biological process: transcription initiation at RNA polymerase I promoter; nucleolar large rRNA transcription by RNA polymerase I. The record is from RefSeq and is a predicted model, not a curated record. Gene Ontology annotation, molecular function: RNA polymerase I cis-regulatory region sequence-specific DNA binding. The transcript has 5 exons. The coding region runs from base 1 to 828 and encodes 275 amino acids.